Molecule: messenger RNA, 1352 nt
Organism: Polypterus senegalus (gray bichir)
Lineage: Eukaryota; Metazoa; Chordata; Cladistia; Polypteriformes; Polypteridae
Gene: szrd1
Product: SUZ RNA binding domain containing 1
Exons: 3
Coding region: 20-622 (200 amino acids)
Source: RefSeq, a predicted model, not a curated record
AGACGUUAAGGAAUACUCAAUGCUGACGCCACUCCUCGGUUAUUUGGGCGGACACCGUUCUGCUUGUUUUGAACAUGUUGACACAACACGGCCCUCUGCCAUGGCAGCACUGGCGAGAACGCGUUUCCCAACUCUCCUUGCGCGGUCAGUGCAGCGGUUGCGCCUGCGCAGCAGAGCCGGACUGGCCUUGCGCUUUGGGAGGGUUGGAAGAUGGAAGAUGAGGAGGUUGCGGAAAGCUGGGAGGAGGCAGCCGAUAGCGGGAAAGCUAAGAUCGCCACUGAGGACCCCCAUUGUGAUUCAGGACGAUUCUCUUCCUGCUGCUCCUCCUCCACAAAUUCGAAUUCUUAAGAGACCAUCGCACAACGGGUCAUUGGGUACCUCUAGUCCUGCCCAGCGCCCCGUGGCUCCUGUCAAAACCUUGGCUCAGAGGGAAGCUGAAUAUGCAGAGGCUCGCCGUCGAAUCCUUGGCAGUGCAAGUCCUGAAGAGGAGCCAGAUAAGCCCAUAGUGGCAGACAGGCCAGUUCGUGUUGGCAUUCACACAGACGACAUCAGGCCACCCAAUAAUGUAAUCAGGCAGCCGACGGGCCCUGAUGGCACACAGGGAUUCCGGCAGCGAAGAUAGAGUUUUGGGGUGGGCAUAUGCACCCCUGGAUUUGAAGAACUUUUUGGCCUGGAGGAAGAGGAGGUGGGCCGGAGAGGAAAAGGGGGGUACCCCACUUCUUCCUCCACCCUCAGAAUCACGGGGGUGGAGUUGGGCAGAGGGUAGGGGGAGCCUGUACCGGCCCAAGCACCUUGAUGACGCAGCAGCCGCCUCUUCGCUACUCCACUCACUGUGACCUUCACCCCCCCCUUCCCUCUUGCACUGUGCCGCCACUGAUUCCCUCUCUGCACCUGGCACACUGUGACUGGCACACUAAUGUAACUAUGUGCAUUGCCGCCGGUGAGAGGAAUGACUUGGGUUUGUGAACCAGAGAACAAGAAGCAGGUGCCAGCUUUUCCCAGCAAUAAUAAUGAUCACCACCUCAAUGUCCAUUAAUAUCAUACUGUAUGUUCCCCAUUCGUGUGAGCAGGUGUCCGUCCUGUUCAGUCUGUAUCAGUAUCUGUUAGUUCCUGUUAUCAGUAACAUUUCUUUUAAUUUUUAUUUUUCAUUCUUCUAUUAAUGUAAUGUUGCAUUUUUAAAAUAGGAAACAAAUGGUAAAUAUGGUGUUUUGUAAAUAUGUGAAGACCAUUAAUGAGUAGAGGUACUCAGAUGACAAAGAGCUUAGUGCAGAUCGAAGGAAAUCCUGCAUCAUUGCUCUUUAGGUAUGUACUGCCACAAAGUCCUUCUUUUGUGAGUUUUUUUUCCUCUCCCU